GGCAGAAGGUAAACUCAGAGCCAUGCAAUGUCCUAACUAGGUGAACGCUGUUGGUAAGUACACAGUAAGGAUCUGUGCAGUAGCCAUUACUUCUCGUCAUACCUCCUCCUUUCCGUGCGGUUGCUCUCCUCCGCCUCACACGAGCAGCAUAAAAAGCACGCCACCAAAAGAAGAGAAAUUCUGUUGCGGAUUCAAGGUUGCUGGAUCGCUUUUGCGCCGCACUGCACGGCGUAUCGGACGUGUUUCAAGUGAUGGUCCGUCGCUAGACACCCCUGCUUCUCGUCUCUUCGUAGCGGCAAUGGCGGAGGCGGUGGCGGUGCUGCGCGCGAAGAAGCAGGCGGAGGCGAGCGGCGAGGGGGAGGCGUCGCUGACGCGCUCGAAGAGCCUCCUGGAGGAGAAGUUCGACGCGUACGAGGUGGCUAACUACCGUAUGUGGGUCCGCUCCAAGUCGGACGGCGCGCCCAGCAAGAAGCAUCGCCACCACCAUGACCUGGACUUCCUCGAUCGCUACGACAGCAGCUUCGGCCCGGCGAAUGCGGAGCUCAUGACACGUGUCGCGCGCGGGUCAUUCGGCCCGUCGGACUCCGUUACCGAAGAGGACGACGCCGCGAGCGACGAUGGCGUCGACGGGGGAAGUCCGGGAGGGGGAGCUGGAGAUGGCGGGGGGGCGGACGGCGGAGGGGGCCGCGGGGAGGGGAGAGCUUUGCGCGAUGACGGGUCAGGGAACGAACGCGAGAGUGGGGACAGCAGCAUUGGCGGCGGCGGCGGUAGUGGUUUCUGUGGCGCAGAAGUGGACAGGGGGUUCGCGAGCUUCUUCCGGAGAUUCCGAGUGGGUAGCCGGCGGAACAGCAGCAGCAAGAGCGGCGGGGAUGGGUCGGAGGGUGCAGAGGGAAAGGCGGCUGGGUCUCGCCUGGUGCGCAGUUUGACAGCGGACACGGGGGAGAGCAGCAUGGGCGGAGGUGGCAUGGGGGGGCACAGCAUGGGGCCGCAAAUGCGCUCGGCGAGUGGCGUGCUGCGGGACACGGAGAUAGAUGAGAUGGACGGGGAGGUGCUGCAAGAGGCGUUUGGGCGCGUGCUUGCCCUGGAGCAGCGCGUGCGGCACUACCGCGACCUGGGCGGCUUCGUGGUGCUCAUGGCGCUCUUCAUCGCCAUCCUCUACCUCCAGGCCGACUCCUCCAGAAGCUUCCAGAUCACCGCCGCCCACUCCGUGCUCUACCCGCCGGACAUGCGUCAGGACGCGUCCAACACCUUUGCUGGCACCACUGAAUUCUACGACUGGCUCAACAACACCGUCAUACAGAAUGUGUGGGCGGACUUCACAUGUGGCGAUGGCACGUGCCACCGCCCCUUCCAGUUCCCCGCCUUCGGCCGCUUUGGCUGCGAGGCGGACUGCGGCACGUUCCCCAACCUGACGUCCGUCGUCGUGCGGUUCUCGUCCCAGCUCGACACGCAGCAGGCUGCAGAGGAAUCUUCCUGGAACCUGUGCAUGGUCAACCCGGUCUCCCUCUGCUGGUACGAGUCGUUGCAGCCGUUCCCUCGUGGCGAGGCGGACCUCUCUAUCCCCAUGGACAUACCGGACGGCGAGUGGACGGUGGUGCUCAACGCGCCUGCGGGGGGCAUCAGGGGCACUGUGCAUGCGCCCCCUCCCGGCACGCGACGCUUCUCCGUCAUUGGCUCCGCCAACACCGUUGAGCUCGCGGCGUGGGGGUACUGCGCGCACGAUGAUGACGCCGAUGACGCCAAUGGGACGGGCUCUGCUGCGGCAUCUGACGUCUGUCGCGAUACGUGUGUGAGCCUGGUGGCGUGCCUGCCAGCAGCGUGCAGCCGUGCAUUCACGGAGAGGGAGGUGGCAGGGGCGUUCGUGGACUGUGCUCGCAUGUGCAUCGUGUCGCCCGCCACCAUCACCCUCUAUGCAGGCAACCCCUGCCCCGUACCUGACAUCGCAACGGUAUUCUCCAACACUCCAUGCAACGUUUCAGGAUUCAACUCCACCGCUCGCAUCUCCCGUCUCGCCCGUCGCAAGGCACAAACUCUACACAAAUUCCACCAACCACACGCCUACGGCCAGUGGCCCGCCUCAGCAGCCCUUUCAGCCUCACCUGCUGCCGCCUCUCCUCCUCCUGUGCUGGCACGGCCUGCUGCAGCGGCCUCGGCUGAUUCUACCGUAAUGGUGACACGGAAACUGCAAGGAGAGCAGAGUGGAGACACAGCACUGGCACCUCCACCACCGCCUGCACCGACGUCAGCAGUGGCAGCAGCAGCAGCAGCAGCAGCCAUGGCGGCAGCGGGAACGACAACAGAAGACCCCUCUCUCCCCGCGCCCUGGUCGCUCCUGGGCGCCACGGACCGCCAGCGAAUGACAGCGCUGCAGGUGGCGGUGUCUCGAGCGCUCUUCACCAUGGCCAAGGACCGCUGCCUGGCCGGGCGGGCGCCGGGAUCAGGGGCGAGGCCCCUGGAGGGAGGUGCGGGCAGCGUGGGGCCGCGCAUCGUGGCGUGCCUGUGCACGGUGCUGGGGGGGCCGGCCGCAGGCAUGGAGGAGUGCCGCUUCACGGAUGAGGCGGGGCGGCAGGUGGUGACGGCGGGCGACAUGUACGCGUACCUGCAGCGCACGCAUGUCAGGGGCGGCCGCGUCAUCUCCUCGCAGCACAUGCGGCGCUUCGUGCAGACCGUGGUGGCGGCACUGCUCUCCGUCACACCCAUGGCCGAUGCCUCCGCUGCGCGCGUCAACUCGCUGCUGCACGCCUUUGAUGGCGCCAUCGUCACCUCGCAGGCCGUGGGAUGCACGCAAGGUGGCGCGUGGCUGCAGUGGCGAGCAGGUGUGAAGCACAACACGACCAUCCACGUGGGGGACAAGGUCACAUGGGUGUGGGAUGACGACCUCCCGCACUCCCUCAGGGUGGCGGGGAUGGGUGAGGCGGGCGCCCCGCUCUUCCAUGGUUUUGGGGGAAAUCGCCUAGCGGUGGCGCGGCAGCUGGCUUGCUCUCCCAUGAACGCAGGCGGGGGGGACGCCAGCGAGGACCCCCUGCCCUGCGUGCUCUCAAUGGACGGCGAGCCCGCGGGUUCCUUCUCCUACAGCAAGCUGUUUGAGCAGCCCGCCACCAUUUACUACCAGGACGGCGCUCUACCAGGGGGGGACCAAGCCUCCCUCUCCUCCUCCUCUUCCGUCUCCGCCAGUGUUCUCACAGUGCUGCCUGAGAGGACGGAGGCAGAUGAUUCUGGUGUUGUCAAUGCUACUGGCAACAGCACCAGCACCACCCCCUCCCCCCCCUCCUCGGCUGCGGUCUACUUCUGCGCGCCCCGGUGUCGGUUGCAGCGGCUGGCCAACGGGGUGUGCGACGCGGCAUGCAACGUGCCUGCGUGCGCCUUUGACGGCGGCGACUGCGCGUGUGUCGACCCGCUCUUCGGCCCGGGCAUCUGCUCCUGCCCCCCGGGCCACACCCGCCGCGACGACGGCUCGUGCUGCCUGUCCACGGCGGUGGGAGCCAACCUCAACUUCCCCUUCUCGCUGCAGCGCUACGGGCCCAACUACACCGAGAGCAACUACGCCUUCGCCGCUGAGCGAGGCACCGCUGUCAACCGCUUCGUCUCCACCCGCAACCGGCUGCUGAUCGGCAUGGUGCUGGAGCAGGAGCGGUGGGGCACGCAGGUCUGCAGCGGACAGGGUGUGCUGCACCUGGCGGGGUGGUGCAGCAACGGCACGUCCAGGGAGCCGUUUGGAGUGAACCCGCACUUCCUGCCCACGUCAGCCAUCUACGACAGCGCAGCCACUGCCAACAUGAGCCAGCUGGACAACAACACUUUUGGCUUUAAGCUCAAGUUCAACCCGCAGGGGCUGCCAUACGGCUUCAUCUACCCCAUUGAUUCGCUCAGUUUCUACCCCCUGGUGUUUGACAUCAAUCUCGACUCCGAGGCGGCCAUGCGCCGUCUGACCUACCUGGUGGACGGAAGUUACAUCGACAACGGCACUCGCAGCAUCGACGUCAGCUUUAUAACCUUCAAUGGUGAGACGCGCACGUUUGUGGUGACGACGGUGAGUUGCACGGUGAGCGUGGGCGGUAGCAUGGCAGUGGCGUUCAAGUCGCAGCCGGCAGCCAUGGCCAUGUACGAUGCAUCGGCCGACAACAUCGCACGCCUGGUGCUGGAGAUCAUCUACGUGGUGGGGCUGCUGUGGAAUGUGUGCGGCGAGGUGCAGGAGAUGCUGGACCGCGCUGCCAUGGAUGGCUCUGUGCUCAGCUACUUUGGCCUCGCGUGGAACUGGAUCGACAUGCUGUCGCUUGGCCUGCAAGUGGCUGCUAUUGCCAUCUGGAUAGUGCUAUGGCGGUACGUGGAGGCGUUUGACAUGCAGCCGCGCUACGACAUCUACUACACGCUGCUCGAAAUGCCACGCUACUGGGCCGUGCCCAACCCGCCCACAGGCUUCCUCAACGCUUCCCAGGCCUUCCUGGACCUCCGCAACAUCAUCAACCUCCGAGCCGUCUACUUCGCCCUCCAAGGCAUCAACGUGUUCUGCAUGAUGGUGCGCCUCCUCAAAUUCAUGGACUUCCAGCCCUACCUGGGCGUCAUCACCCGCUCGCUCGCCCUUGCCACGCCCUCCCUGCUGCACUUCUUCCUGCUGUCCUUCGCGGUCUUCUUCUGCUUCAGCAUGUAUGGCUACCUUGUCUUCGGAGGCGCCAUUGAGCAGUUCUCCACGGUGCUGGAGUCGAUGUUUUCAUGCUUCCUGCUGCUGCUGAACGACAACUCCUCGGCCUACUUCUUCCAGCGCCUGGAGUCGUGGGACCUGAUCGCCGCCAUGCUCUUCUUCUUCAUGUUCAUUGUCUUCAUGGUCUUCAUCCUCCUCAACUUCCUCAUCGCCAUCAUCGUCGACGCCUUCAUGAGCGUCAAGGACGCCAACGUGGUUGCCACCUCUAUAGCCGCCGACCUGACACACAUAUUCAAGUACAGGUGGAACUGCUGGCGCGGCCGCUACCUGCCGUACUGGCUGAUUCUAGAUCGCCUAGUGGAGUUGGGCGCUAGGGAUACCAGGGUGGAUGAGGCGGACCGUCGGAUGCGCCGCUACAAGUCCAUUCAACGGCGGAUGGGGUCUGUGUUGCCCGGCAGCCUUGGUCGGGGCUUUAAGCAGUCGCUCUGCACGCAAGCAGACAACCGCCCCGCCUUCCCGUCCGCCGGUAGCGGGUCUCGGGUGCGGCGGCAGCACGUGCUGACAGUGCGGGAGAAGCGCAUCGACGCCAUCUCCCUUGCCAUGAUCCUGCAGCGCCGCCUCGACCGCGCGCAAGCCAGAGCGGGCCAGUCUGCCCCUGCCAUGUCAUUCAAGCCGCCACCCAUUUUCUCCCUGGCGGCGUGUGCGGGUAGAGUGGGCGCUUGCUCUGAGAGUGGGCACAGCGAGGAGGAGGCGGGGCUGGAGCAUCUGUCGCAGGCGCUGGUGCUGCAGUGCGGCGAGGUGGUGCGGCAGGCCGCCCUGCCGGUCAAGAAGCCCGUGCAGAAGCUCAGCCUGCUGCAGAUCCAGGAGGAGGUGGUGCGCAGCCAGCAGGCGGUGGAGGAGGUGCGCGGCAUGAUGGCGGACAUGCAGAGCGACGUGCGCGCCAUGGCCGCCAUGCUCGCCGCGCUGCACCAAGCCACCAUGCGCCCUUCGCCCCCCAGCGCUGAGGCUGUUCCCACGCAAUCACUGCCUGUGCAGCCACCGCUGGAGCAGCCAUCUUGCUUGAAACGGGAGCUGGCAGAAUGUGAGGAGGCGGGGGUGAAGGAGGGGGGGGAUGGGGGGGGAGGGGAUGGAGAUGAAGCCGUGGGUGGCAGCGCGAGUGGCGGUUUCAGCGCAGCGAGGAUCAGUAGAAGCCUGUCGCAGCCGUCAAGACGAGGGUCGGGUAGACGGGUGUCGUUCCGAGAGGAUGCAUCCACAGAUGUCGAUGAUGAGGGUGGUGCUGUGCACACAGGGGAGGAGGCAUGGCGGCAGCCGUUGAUAGAAAACCACGGAGAACUCUAGUUAAAACGCUGAGAAUGGGUGUUAGCGCACCCAUGUGUAAUUAGGCAAAGGUUUUUGAAUGCCUGAGCAUUCUUCAUUGUUGGUUCACCGUGCAUUUUGG
Closterium sp. NIES-67 is the source of this 6077-nucleotide messenger RNA. NCBI's taxonomy places the organism in Eukaryota, Viridiplantae, Streptophyta, Zygnematophyceae, Desmidiales, Closteriaceae. The record is from the annotation of a GenBank genome assembly.